AUUUAUGUUUGUGUUGGUUAUUGUUGAUUGUCAUCAGCCUCAUCAGACUGUCAAUAUGCCAACCAUUUGAACAAAUAUUCUUAUUUUUUAAAUUAAUAAUAUAUUAAAAAACAACAAUAAUGGAUCACCUUGUGAUGCCCAACAAGAGUGAGGAGGAGAUGACACCAGAGGAGAAAAUGAGAGCUGAACACAUAAGACUGCAUCAACUUCAUCAAGGACAUGAGUCAAUGCAUGCUGAAAUGUUAUUGAUACUAUUGGUGACAUUAAUUGUAGUACAAGUUAUAUUAAUUGAAUGGAAAAAGAGAUAUUUUAAAUCAUAUCAGUUUGUUACGUUAAUUGCAGUAUGGUUAAUACCAUUUGGUAUGUGUCUAAGAAACUAUUGGUGGAGAUUUAUAUUUUUCUGGUUAUUAUUUUCAUGUAUAACUGGUCUUGUUGUUAGAAAAGCAAUGCAACAACCAAUACAAGGCACAACACCAAGACUAGUUUACAAAUGGUUUUAUUUUAUAUAUCGAUUGAGUUAUGUACUUGGUAUAAUUGGUUACUUCACAGCCUUGGCCACAUUUUUUGGUUUAAAUUUAGUAUUUGAUGUUAAACCACAAGUAUGGAUGGAUUGUAGUCUAUUAUUUUUAUAUUAUGGUCUUUAUUUUGGUGUACUUGGUAGAGACGUUGCUGAAAUUUGUGCUGAUAAAAUGGCAUCACAUAUUGGAUAUUACAAUCCAGGAAGCAUGCCAAAGAGAUCACUUGAUCCAAAUGUUUGUGCUGUAUGUGGAAAUGUCAUUCUUGUUUCUGAAAAUGGAGAAGGUGUUAUAGAAAAUAGAUAUACAUUAAAUUGUGAACAUGUAUUUCAUGAAUUUUGUAUACGUGGAUGGUGUAUCAUAGGAAAAAAACAAACAUGUCCAUAUUGCAAAGAAAAAGUUGAUCUUAAAAAGAUGUUUUGUAAUCCAUGGGAACGUCCUCAUGUUCUUUAUGGACAAUUACUUGACUGGAUUAGAUGGCUUGUUGCGUGGCAGCCACUUAUUUUAUUCAUUGUUCAAGGUAUCAAUUGGGCAUUUGGCCUUGAGUAAGUGUAACCAAAAUAACAAACAGGAAAAGCACUUAUCAUCUCAGCGAUUAUUUAAAUAAAUUUUUUUUUUUUUUAUAUACAUUUGUUGAAUUUAUUAAAAUUCACUCUAGUCUAGAUUUUUUUUCUAUUUAUGUACGAAAAUUGAUAAUUUUUGUGCAAUUAAAGAAUUUAAAAAAACUAUUCAUCAUUAUAAUAAAGUUCAGUAUUUUUCUGACGAAAAAAAAACAAAUUAAAUAUCAAUAUUAAUUGCAUUUAUUUUUCAUGUAUGCACAUGAAUUAAUUUUUUUUUAAUUCAAAGUUCAAAGAGUUAAUAGUUUUUAAUUUUUUUCAGAGUAUCUUCUGAUGAUUUAGAUAAUGAAUAAUGAAUGAUGGUAAUUGAAAAAGUAUUUUACCUAGUUUAUUAUUGAAUAUUUUUUAUUUUAUUUUAUUUUUUUUUCGUUUAUUUAUAAUAGAAUAAACUAGGGUAAUCGAAGGGCUGUAUUAAGUAGAUUAAUAAAGGUCAAAUUAUUAUUAAAUAUUUAUAUAAUAAUUCAAAAUGUACUUGAUAAUUUUUUAUUUGAGAGAAAAGCAAGCUUUCCAAAUUACCAAAUACCUCUUUUGUCAUCCUACGUUCCUAAUACGAAAAUGCAAUUUUUUUUUUAGAAAGUAUCUGCUAAAAAUUUCAAAGUAUCAGUACAGUUAAAUAUCAAAUA
Messenger RNA from Aphidius gifuensis, 1755 nucleotides. Its product is annotated as RING finger protein 121. Lineage: Eukaryota; Metazoa; Arthropoda; Insecta; Hymenoptera; Braconidae. Gene Ontology annotation, cellular component: Golgi membrane; endoplasmic reticulum membrane. The transcript is spliced from 7 exons. Gene Ontology annotation, molecular function: ubiquitin protein ligase activity; metal ion binding. Bases 120 to 1064 code for a protein of 314 amino acids. The record is from RefSeq and is a predicted model, not a curated record.